CUUUCUGACAGGUUCUGUUUCUCGUCUUGCCACCUCGGCUACAAUCAUUGUGAUUUUUACCCACAAUGUUUUAUUUGAGAGAGAAGUGUCCUGCACCUGCAGGAAUCAGAGCCGUGGCUGUGGGAUCUACAUCACUCUUCCAGUUUUUACCAUCAUGCUUUUGUUACUUUGGAUGAACAAAGUCUUCAUCGGUUCCUGCAGGAUGUGCAGCUGCUUCACGUUGUGUCCCCUGAAGUGUGUCUGUAAAUGUAGAGGGAAAUGUGUUCGUGUGGUUGUUCUCCAGACUGUGAAGGUUUCCCUGACUGCUCUGCUGUGGGUCGUCUCUGUGCUGCUGGACGGAGACUGGUUCGCCUGCUGUCAGAACGGACUCUCUGGACAGGAUGCUCUGAUUCCCUGCAAGACAAACAGAACCUUAAAUGAACAAAUCCUUAUCGAUAAACUAAAAAACAAGUCAAAGGUCAUUGGCCUGGGAACGCUGUCGUCCAUCCUCUUCCUGGCUGUUUGCUUCUCAGCGGUGAGAUGGAGGAAAUGCUGCGACAGCAAAACCUCUGCAGAGCAAAGAGACAGGAAAUGCUGGAAAUGUUGUUCAGACGACUGCAGGACCUGCUGCGAGGACUGCCUCUAUAGCUGUGAUGGAUUUGCUCCCUAUGAGCUGAUCGUUGUAAAAGAAGGAGAAAAUAUCGUGAACCAGAUUCUGAAAGAAAAAGCCAAAGAAGCUCUUACCCAAAACGUUGAAGAAAUCCUGAAUCGGAACAACAAGAACAGAUUUAUUGAAGGUUUUGAUGCAGCUGAAGAACUGAUUAAAGAACUGUGGCCUCAAGAGAAGCAGCCUUCAGGAAGUGGAAAAGACAAUAAAGCUGAAAUUCAUAAAGAUGUUUGGAAAUUCACUUUUGCUGAGGCCCAGCAGAUUUCUCUUCAGUUGGUUUCAAAACCGGAGAAGAAAGAUGGAGGAAGUUCCCUGGAUGAGGCAGGAGGGGUCCAGGGCGCUGAAUGUCCACCAUCUCCAUCACAUGGAGGUUCAUCAGGUCAAACAGAGAAUGCCAAUGGUCAUCGUCAUGGUUACGAUCCACCACAGAUUCAGGAAGGAGGUGAAGAAGUUCCAAUGGGAAAUGUCUCUAGUUCAGGUGGAAACCAGAACAAUCCUCCACCGUCCGACCCGGUGGAUCCACCUUCACAGGAUCAGGAGAGCAGAUCAUAGACCCUCGGCAACAUGUUCAAUUUUGUCUUUUUAUUUUCCUGAUACCAGAAAUUUAAUUAAAUCAGAAAAAUGUCAGCAAAACAAAAUGUUUUUUAGUGUAAAUAAUAUACAU
Xiphophorus maculatus (southern platyfish) is the source of this 1310-nucleotide messenger RNA. RefSeq lists its product as uncharacterized. Lineage: Eukaryota; Metazoa; Chordata; Actinopteri; Cyprinodontiformes; Poeciliidae. Bases 155 to 1198 code for a protein of 347 amino acids. The record is from RefSeq and is a predicted model, not a curated record. The transcript has 8 exons.